This is a messenger RNA of Triticum aestivum (bread wheat), 1379 nucleotides long. Its product is annotated as putative tRNA (cytidine(32)/guanosine(34)-2'-O)-methyltransferase. The record is from RefSeq and is a predicted model, not a curated record. Gene Ontology annotation, cellular component: cytoplasm. The coding region runs from base 435 to 917 and encodes 160 amino acids. Gene Ontology annotation, biological process: tRNA methylation; cytoplasmic translation. Lineage: Eukaryota; Viridiplantae; Streptophyta; Magnoliopsida; Poales; Poaceae. The transcript is spliced from 7 exons. Gene Ontology annotation, molecular function: tRNA methyltransferase activity.
UACUAAUAUGAGAAAACGUUUCGUUUUUACAAAAAGAACCCUGGAGUUGGGAGUAUUCAACCCGCGAUCCUUACCUUUCGUUUUUUGCAGGGGGCGGCGGCGCUGCACUCGGGCGUCACAUCAGGCGGCGGCAGGGAGGCGGGGGGCGCGCGCGGAGACUAAAGAGAAAAUGGAGAGGCUUGAAGGAGAGGCGGGCAAGCAAGAAGGGCCGAUGCGUCGCCCACGACGCAGACGAGACCAGCGGCAGCCAGGGGCUUGCGGUGGCGCCGUCGGCGAGGACCGGUCGAUUCUCGCCGGAUCCGGUGGGAAACGGCGCGCAGGCACCGGAUCUGGAAGGAAGGCGGCCGGAGCUCGGAGCACGACGGCUGGCGGGCGUGGCAUAGCGUCGGGUACCUGUGAGAGAAGAGAGAGAUGAGCGGGAGAGAAAAGGGAGGAUGGGAGGAAGGAGAUGGGAGGCCGGAGGGAAAGAGAAGGGAGAGGUGAGGUGCGGCGGUGUCCUGCUGCUGCUUGUCGGUGGCUUGCCGGCCAUAGGCGCGAAGUGGCGGCUCUGUCCGGCGGUUUCCCAGGACAUCUACUACCGGAAGGCCAAGGAGGAGGGGCGGAGGGCUCGCAGCGCCUUCAAGCUCAUGCAGAUCGACCGGGAGCUCAACAUCUUCCACGGAGUGAAGCGUGUCGUUGACCUGUGCGCCGCUCCUGGGAGCUGGAGCCAGAUUUUGAGCCGCAAUUUGUAUCUACCGGCAAAGCUAUCAUCUGACGACAUGGUGGCCGGAAUUGAUCUGCAAUCGAUGGCUCCGAUAGAAGGUGUUAUAAAAGUGCAGGGCGACAUCACCAAUGAUCGGGCAGCGGAAGUGAUGAGAUGGAUAGAUCGACGCAUAGAUAAAUUCUUUGUAAUAAAACUUUUGCUUGUAUUGUUGUAACAGAUGUACAUAUGCUGCCAGGUUAUCAGGCACUUUGAUGGAUGUAAAGCAGACUUGGUUGUCUGUGAUGCCGCCCCUGAUGAUACUGGACUUCAUGAUAUGGACGAGUUUGUUCAGUCUUUAGUCCCAGCUUAUAUUGGCAGUUGUUUUGCGUGGAAGGGAGCUGGUAUAUUUGUAAUUGAUGUGUAUGAUGGCACGUCUUCUGAAUGCAAGCUUCGUCUCGAUAGGAGAUCCUCCAGCUUCAGUGUGUUGAAGUAUGACGGAUUGGAGAAUCAGAUGGUAGUCGCUGGAGAGGCAAGGAACUCCCAUGCUUGCAGCGAUGCACUUGGUGGGCAUUCCUUGCAUUUUUCCUGUAGAAUCACACGGUACAUGUAUUUAAUUAUAGCAAAGUCACCAUGUCUUUAUCAUGCCAGUAUGCCAAUGUGCCCAGAAAUUAGAUAACAAAGGGAAGUUAGCAAGUCA